Messenger RNA from Cryptomeria japonica (Japanese cedar), 1944 nucleotides. RefSeq names its product receptor-like protein kinase HSL1. The coding region runs from base 1 to 1944 and encodes 647 amino acids. Lineage: Eukaryota; Viridiplantae; Streptophyta; Pinopsida; Cupressales; Cupressaceae. Gene Ontology annotation, molecular function: ATP binding; protein kinase activity; protein binding. Gene Ontology annotation, biological process: protein phosphorylation. The transcript is spliced from 4 exons. The record is from RefSeq and is a predicted model, not a curated record.
AUGGAAGGCAUUGCAGGUCGUUCACGUCUCCGCAUCUUUCCUUGUUUUACGGUGGAUUGGAGGGACACCAGUAAUGCUUUGAGCAACUGGAAUGAGUCUCACCAAAAUCCAUGCGCUUGGAAAGGAAUCUCUUGUGAUGCAUUCAACACCAUUACCAGUGUUGAUAACACCGAUGCGCUGAUUUCCAGCAACUUGACUUCUACAAUAUGCAACCUACCCAAUCUAACGGCCUUGAUUCUCCAAGGCAACGCUUUCAGCGGUCCCUUCUCGAAUGUCCUCUUGCAUUGCAAACGUUUGCAAAAGCUCGAUUUUUCGAACAACAAUUUCACUGGAGAGCUGCCACCUUAUAUCUCCCAAUUGAGUGAGUUGAGAGUCUUUAACUUCGCACAUAAUGCUUUUUGUGGCUCCGUUCCUCUAGCUUUCGGAACUCUACCAAAGCUAGAAGCUCUCUUCCUCCACGAAAAUAGUUUGAGUGGGACAUUCCCCAUGUUUGUCGGGAAUUUGGAAUCUCUAAUAAACUUUACGAUUGGCAGCAAUCCUUUGCUUCGUGGUGUGAUUCCAAGAGAGCUUGACAAUUUAAACUCCAGCUCAGCAAUCAUAUCUUCAUCUAUCUCUCACAACAACUUGUCUGGACGAAUCCCGGGGAACAUUGGCCAGCUGACAAGCUUAUCCGAAUUGGAUUGUGGGCAUAAUCAGCUUCAGGGCACAAUUCCCACUGCAAUCGGCAAUCUAACGUACCUGAGUAGUCUUCAGUUGCAAGACAAUCAGCUUACCGGAAAGAUACCUACUCAAGUCGGAGAGUUACGGUACCUCAGUAACUUGAUGCUGUACACCAACAAGUUGAAUGGCUGGUUGCCUCAGAGCUUGGGUAGAUAUUGCAAUUUCAUUGUCUCUGAUGUGUCGGAAAGUGGAUUGGAAGGUCCCCUGCCGAAGAAUCUGUGCAUGAGAGGAGUAUUGUAUGGCUUCGCGGCCACUUCGAACAAUUUUAACGUUUCUCUACAUCGACAAUACCAGCUGAGUGAUGAGAUUCCUGAGGGGCUAUGGGGUGCUGCCAAACUCAAGGGAUUGUUUUUAAACAACAAUAAGUUCGAAGGCAAGAUUUCGGCUGCAAUUGGCCAAGCCAAGAAUCUGAGUCAAUUGAAGAUAAGCAACAACCAGUUCGAAGGAAGGAUUCCUCGAGAAGUUGGACAGCUGACAAAACUUCAAGUAUUUGAAGCUAGCAACAACCGGUUGACAGACCCCAUUCCCCAUGAGUUCACGAACUUAAGUCUGGUCAGAAGAAAUUCCCGAGGAAAUUAUGUCGCUGGAGAAUCUCAAUCAGCUCAAUUUGGGUUACAAUCAACUUACUGGCAAAAUCCUGGAGCUUUCAGCAACAUAAGUAGUCUUGAUCUGUCAAACAAUUUGCUCUCUGGUAGUGUUCCUCUCGAAUUGGGACGACUAAAUCUAAAUAUUUUCAAUGUAUCCAACAAUCACUUGUCUGGACGCAUUCCUGGUGUUUUAGACAUUCCCGCUUACACGGAGAGCUUUCUGGGCAAUCCGAUGCUCUGCGGAGGACGGAACUUGAUGCUACCUUCGUGUUCCUCUACACAUAAGCUGUCGCCUCAGACGUUAGCUACCAUUCUGGUGCCUUCUUUAGUUAUACUAGCAAUAGCUUUGUACUCCAUUUAUCUGUAUCGUUCGUGUGUGAGGAAGCAAAGUGACACGCCAUUGUGGAAAAUGAAGCCAUUCCAUUCCAUAGAUGUGGAUGAGUCAUACAUAAUCUGCAAUUUAGAGGAGAGUAAUGUGAUUGGAUCCGGAGGUGCUGGAAAAGUUUACAAGAUCGUCAUGCCGGACGGGCAAGCGGUAGCCGUUAAGAAGAUCCAGAUAAUAAGCAGAGCAGGAAGAAAUUCUAAGAGAAAAGUUGGGCAAGAAAAGAAUAAAAUGGGGGAAGUGGAGGUCGAUUAA